Falco peregrinus (peregrine falcon) is the source of this 2909-nucleotide messenger RNA. RefSeq names its product DnaJ heat shock protein family (Hsp40) member B5 (gene DNAJB5). The transcript has 4 exons. Gene Ontology annotation, molecular function: protein-folding chaperone binding. Gene Ontology annotation, biological process: negative regulation of transcription by RNA polymerase II. The record is from RefSeq and is a predicted model, not a curated record. Gene Ontology annotation, cellular component: cytosol. Bases 111 to 1154 code for a protein of 347 amino acids. Lineage: Eukaryota; Metazoa; Chordata; Aves; Falconiformes; Falconidae.
CGGGACUCCCCUGACGUGGCGGCCGGGGGGCGGGGGCGGCUCAGCGAGCGCGCGGCGUCCCGGGACAGCGCGAGCGGAAUAAGUACUCGGCUCCCGGCAGCAUCGCCGUCAUGGGAAAGGACUAUUACAAGAUUCUGGGUAUCCAGACCGGUGCCAACGAGGAUGAAAUCAAGAAAGCCUAUCGGAAAAUGGCCCUGAAAUAUCACCCUGAUAAGAAUAAAGACCCCAACGCCGAGGAGAAGUUCAAGGAGAUCGCAGAGGCUUACGACAUCCUGAGCGACCCCAAGAAACGAGCUGUUUAUGACCAGUAUGGGGAGGAAGGUCUCAAAACUGGAGGUGGCUCUUCAGGUGGCUCAGGGAACACUUUCCACUACACCUACCAUGGAGACCCCCAUGCCACCUUCGCAUCCUUCUUCGGGGGCUCCAACCCUUUUGACGUCUUCUUUGCUAGCAGCCGCUCUCGGAUGUUCAAUGGCUUUGACCAGGAAGACAUGGAUAUCGAUGAUGAUGAUGACCCUUUCAGUGCCUUCAGCCGUUUUGGCUUCAACGGCAUUAACGGGGUUCACCGGCGGCACCAAGAGUCCCUGCACACGCGGAGGAAGGUCCAAGACCCACCUGUCAUCCACGAGCUCAAGGUGUCCCUGGAAGAGAUCUACCAUGGCUCCACCAAGAGGAUGAAGAUCACACGCAGAAGGCUCAACGCUGAUGGCCGGACCAUGCGGACUGAGGACAAGAUCCUAAAUAUUGUCAUCAAACGGGGUUGGAAGGAGGGAACUAAAAUCACAUUCCCCAAAGAAGGAGAUGCCACCCCAGAUAACAUCCCUGCUGACAUCGUCUUCAUCCUCAAGGACAAGCCUCACGCACAUUUCAAGAGGGAUGGAACAAACGUGGUCUAUGCAGCAAACAUCAGUCUUAAAGAGGCUUUGUGCGGCUGCACCGUGAACAUUCCCACCAUCGAUGGGAGGGUGAUCCCGCUUCCCUGCAACGACAUCAUCAAGCCGGGGACAGUGAAGAGACUGCGCGGGGAGGGGCUGCCCUUCCCCAAGGCCCCCAGCCAGCGAGGAGACUUGAUUGUGGAGUUCAAAAUCCGCUUCCCAGACAGAAUAGCUCCCCAGACGAGACAGAUCCUCAAGCAGCACCUCCCGUGCUCUUAGAGCCCAGGGACUCUCCUCCAAGCAGCAAUACUCCAAACGCACGUGCUGUAGCACCUAGCCCACACAGGACAGAGGUGCCACAGCACUUUCAAAUGCAAAAAAAAAAAAAAAAAACAACAAAACAAAACAACACACCCUCACAAUGCUUCCCUUCCCCCAAAAACCCACCCAACCCCCAUCCAUCCCUCCCCAUCCAUCCCUUUUGGCCUGUUUUCUACUCCAGCAGCAGGGAGGCUCCUGUCUGUCAUGGUUCUCCUAGCUGCCAGACUUUUUCUUUUUUCCCCAGAGGUCCAGCUUUCCAACCUCCCACAAGCGAGUGGCAUGGGCCCUUUGCCCAGGGAGGUAUGUCACGUUGUGGUUUUUUUACGUCACCUGCUUUUCAGGCCACUUUUCCCACGAGAGGCCGGACUUGUCAGGGUCUGGCGCAGUGUAAAUAGGACUCUGCAGGAUCUGGCGUCCCCACUGUUAGUUUUUUCUCUUCCCCUCUUUGAUACUUGCUGCUGUUCGGGGGUCCCGGCUGCACCGCGGUGCCAAUUGCUCCUGCCUGCGGUGACCGCCCCCCCUGUAGCUGGACUGUUUCUCACCUAAGACCAUGGCACUGAGUCCGACCGUGGUCUGCUCUCCUGUGCCAAGCCUACAACCGAGCCUCGGCUGUGCCAAAUUAUGGAGCACAUGGGGAUGAUCCUGUCCAGCCUCCUGCCCCUGCCUGGGGCUGCCCCUGGUGCCUGUGGGCAGCACAUGCCUGUACCCGCUGCCCACAGAGCCCCGGCUAGCAGGAGGAGGGGGGGAAAGCCCGGGGUAGAGCUUUCUUGUUCAGAUGUGUUGAGUUUGCAUUGCUGCUUUUUUUUUAAGUACAUAUAUAUAGAGCUCAUUAGAUAAACUCCAUAAGGGUUUUUCUCUGCCUGUUUUGGGGUUCCUGAUGUGGUGCGCUCUGACUUUGUGGGAGGGGGUGGUUCAGCAGUAUGAACUUCAGACCGCCGGGAGGGGUGGUGUAGUCUGGGUGAAAAAGCAGAGCCAAGUGUGAGCAGAGCUGUGGUUUUCAGUAGCGUUUGAGGUCAACCUUAGGCAUUUUAUUAAGAGAAAGGCUCAUGUAUAUAUUUUUCUACAGGGACGAUUCAUUCAAGAGUUUUUCUGGGUUUCAGAGUAGAGACGGGAGGCGCAUGAGGCAAUCUGCUUGGUGGCUUUAUUUUCAAAUGCUGUAUUUUUUUAAAACUUGGAUUUCCAUCAGGAGAAUUUUUAUAUUUCUUAGCUUUCUCAGCCCACUCUGCGCCGUGUCAAUUUUUUUCCCUGGGAAGGGGCUCCUACGGAGCAGGAGGCGUUUGACCUGGUUGUGUACGGCUCCUCUUCCACCACAGUACUGCCAAGAGAAACCAUGCCAAAAUAUUCCACCACCACCCCGAGGAAUUAGUUUUUUUAAAGAAAAGUCACUGACUUGAAAUGGGGAUCCUUUGGGGUGGGGGGCUGAGUGCAUGGUGUCCAUAGGGGCUGGGUGUAUAGCUGUACAGUGUAUCAUACAGGGCGAGGAGACCCAUUAGGUGCUGCUUAAUUCAUCGCCUGGUUUGGCUGGUAAGGGAACACUGCCAGUUCCCUCCACUGAUCCCUGUGGAGUUCAACGUAGAGAAACCCGGUGGACACCGCAAGCGAGAAGACAGGCUAGCGCGCAGAUGCAAGCUGCUUUGUUUUUCUCGGUUUCAAUGAGACCUGAAUGUUUUAUAGUAGGGCUUUUUGUAAUUUUAUUCUUUUUUUUUUUUCUUU